Messenger RNA from Xyrichtys novacula (pearly razorfish), 9007 nucleotides. The record is from the annotation of a GenBank genome assembly. NCBI's taxonomy places the organism in Eukaryota, Metazoa, Chordata, Actinopteri, Labriformes, Labridae.
UGCUCUUUGUGUUUCUGGACUGUUUUUCUUAAUCUCUGCCAUCACUCUGUGUCCAGGGUUAUCUUUUUCGUGGAUCCUGGCCUGUAGUAUCUGCUUCUGGCUUCUGCCUUUCAAUAUCUACUCAAAAACAGACAAAUGUUGGGCUAGGAAAAUAUAUUUGUUUGAUUAGCUGUGCAGUUUGUAUUAUAUAAAGCUCACCACAGUAAAUUACAUUACAAGUGAUUUAAGGCAAUACUUUUAAGUGGAAGACCCAUACUGUUACACGUUAUUCAAAUAUUUUUCCUAUUUGUUUAUGUUGUGCAGCUUCCAUGUGGUUUUCCAUGCUUUGCUUUGUGUGCUUUGAUAAGUAUGAGAUAUAUUUGAAUGUUCCUAACUAGAAUUGUACAUAUCAGAGAAGCUAAACAGGAACAAAAACCUCCAUUACUUUUCACAGAAUGCUUCAACAAUAUCAAUACUUGCUUUUCAGUUGUAGGCACAAUAUUAAAUACAUACCUGUAUCUCCCAGACAAUUUUCCAUUAUCUGUAAUGUGAUCCUUUUAGGUGUGUGUAUGUUGUUUAGGAGAAGUAUUCAAGCCACUGCCCCUGUUUUGCCCUCUCUGGAUAUGACUGACUCACUUAUUUGAAAAAUCUUUUUAAUUCUUUUAUUUGCAAAAAUAACAAUGAGACAGGCACCCCUGUCUCAUGUUGUUCCCUUUUCCCUGAGCUGGCCACAUUAAUGAUAUUAGUUGAGAGAGAAAAAAAAAAGUACUUUCCCCCAAAAAAUACUUCGGUCACUGAGGUUGGAGAGGUUUUGUUCAUCUCAACUCAACUCAACUCAACUUUAUUUAUAGAGCACUUUAAAUACAACCAAAGCUGACACAAAGUGCUGUACAUAAUAACAUAAAACACAUAUCCACAAUAAAUAGUUGUUUUAAAAUAUAAUAAAUAAAUAAAAAAAAAGCAAUAAAACAAAUGCUGUCACAUGCAGGAUCAAAAGCCAGAGAAUAAAAGUGGGUUUUUAGACGGAUUUAAAUAAUUCAAAAUUAUGUAUCCCUGUUUUUAGUAGAUACCUCAUUGUUGAAAUAAAAAUAAUAAUAAUAAUAAUAAUAAUAAUAAUAAUAAUAAUAAUAAUAAUAAUAAUCAUCAUCAUCAUCAUCAUCAUCAUCAUCAUCAUCAUCUUAGAUCUCAGACCGUUUUUUAACUACCCUUGAUAUGUGUAAAUAGUGAUAAAAUAGUGGCAAUGUAGUUUUAGUUCCUAUCUAUCUAUCUAUCUAUGUUUGUAUUAUCUGUCAUUUAUAUCUUUUACUUGUGUUUUUAUUAAUCACUUGCAUUUCAAAGUGAUAUAUCCCAAUAAACAAUUCAUCAUAAACACCAUUCUAUUGUACUUAUUAUGUUUCGAGCUGAAUUUUACAUCCAUAGUCGUACAUUUGCCAUAGGAAAGUCCUGCUUUUGACGGGGGGGAAGCAAUACAUCGAAGUAAAUAGUUCAACUGAAAACGUCCUUGUUCAUGGUUUAUAUUUUGUUUUGUUUUUUAAAUUUCCUUUAUCAGUGAGGUACCAUUUAACGCAUAGCUUGGAUUUAUUUAACUACACUGCUAAAUUUUAGCAUGUCACUGUUUUUACGUUGAAUAGAAUUUAUGAAAAAAUAAAAAUAAUUUAAAAAAAAUCUCCCGUACACAAACCUUUAUUAUGCCUGCAUGAAUUGUGAGACGGAGGAGCGGGGUCCUCACUGGGUCCUUCAGGCGCUGCGGCCUGUUCUCCGGUUCUCUUCUCUGAUUGGUCAAUUACCCGUUUGGUUCGAAUGACAAGCAAAAUAGAGACGGACUGAGUGAGUGAGUGUGGGGAGAAGAAAAAGAAGAAGAGCAGCACCGUCCACCGAGCGUAACACACAAACCGCAGACAUGUCUGAAGAGCGAUCCGAAAGAUCCGAUGGGAAAAUCGUGAAGAUGGAGAUCGACUACAGUUCAACUGUAGACCAGCGUCUCCCAGAAUGCGAGAAAAUGGCCAAAGUGAGUGGAGUCUGAAAGAGGCCAGAGCCGGCUGAGUCAUGGUGCACUCUUGGUUAGCUUACAAGCUAGCAUUGACACUUUAGCACUACCCGGAAACCUCUCAUAUGUAAUGUAUUUAACGUAGCUUAUUAGUUAACGUUUGAAUGAAUUGCAAAUGCUAUUUUUGCUCCAUUUCCUUACCUAUACCUCUGUUAUAUCAACUUAGCUCGCUCGCUAGCUUCUGUGUCGUCUUAGCUGUUCAGUCAUUGGUAGCAUCUUCAGGUCCCAAUCCAGCGAUGUUAAGUCACUAUAGAAGUAAAAUUGUUAUUUAUGAGUUUUUGACCGCAAGUAAUGCAAAGUUUUUUUUCCUGACAUGGUAGGAAGGAAAGCUGCAAGAGGCCAUUGAGAGCUUGUUGUCACUGGAGAAACAAACCCGGACGGUAAGCUGCAAUUUAUGAAGUUGUUUUUAUAUAUAUAAAAACAGUCUGUUUACGUCCCUCUGGCUAUAAAAGGUCCUGCCCACGUCCGUGACAGUCAUUUAAUUCGUUGUACAAAAUGAGAUGACUCCUCCCAAAAUUAAAGGGAUAUUCCGGUGUGAAGUUAGUUUAAGGUCAAGCACACCGUAACAGCGAGUAAGACACCCCCUCAAGAGAUGAAUGUCGCUGACUGCUUGCUUCUCUAGUUUUACCAACUUUAGUAACAACCGCAUGAUAGCAAUACACAGCAGUCUGAGCAGCCAUAAACAAAACUCAACCAAAAAGCCACUCUAUAGCCACAUAUAAUACUCAGAACAGCACUUAACUUCAUCAACAGUACAUAUAGGGUCCCAGCCACAGCACUAGCCAUCAAACAUCUUUUUAGCUUUGCCUAAUUUCUUUAGCAAAGAGACUAAACACAACUCACCUACUCUUCUCCAGCAGGCGCUUGUUUGUGCAGAGACCUCAGACCAGUCCAUUACGGACUGCUGCGGGGUGACACAGCUCAAGGAAGAACAUUUAUGAUUAUUUCCUCUUGGACAUGCAAUCAGACCGAGUCACUAAGGCAGAAGAACUACGGCGUCUGCAGUGCAAAACGAUUAAUAUGGUGAUUAUUACUUCAAGGAAAUGAUAAAGGAAUGAUCAUAAAUGUUCCUUGAGCUUCCUUGAGCUGCGUCACCCCCGUAAUGGGCUGGCCCGAAGUCUUGCUAACAGCAGAUCAAAAUCUAAGAAUUGUAAAUACUUUGAUUUUUGAAAGCAUGGAACAGAUAAUCCUGAUGGAACAGUGAAUUUGAGAUUAUACCCGUGUGCAUGAUAUUCUACUCUGUGUUUUAAUUGCUAUCUAUUUCUGCACAGGCAUCAGAUAUGGUGUCCACCUCCAGAAUCCUUGUGGCUGUAGUCCAAAUAUGCUAUGAGGCCAAGGAUUGGGAUGCUCUGAAUGAAAACAUCAUGUUGCUCUCUAAAAGGAGAAGUCAACUGAAACAGGUGAGACAAACCCCAGAUGGCAAUCUCUUCCAGUUGUGUUCAAGCAUAUUGUGAAAAAUCCCACACGUUGAUAAUACAUUUUUCUGAACCUUAAGGUAGUUUAUCUUUCAGUUGAUAUUGGAUUGCUGUGACCAAAGUGUUUCUUGCAAUGUUUUCUCAGGCUGUUGCCAAAAUGGUGCAAGAGUGCUACAAGUAUGUGGAUGCUGUGACUGAUUUGACCAUCAAGUUGAGGCUUAUCGACACUCUUCGCACUGUGACUGCUGGCAAGGUAAGGAACAUUCAUGGUGACUAGUGUUACCUCCCUGAAUAGAGAUGCAGACAAUGUGGUGGGUAAAAGAAAAACAUGCAGCAAAGUUGUGUUCUUAAAAAUAUUUUUUUCCUCACAGAUCUAUGUGGAGAUUGAGCGAGCCAGGCUGACAAAGACCUUGGCAGGAAUCAAGGAGCAGAGUGGAGAGGUUAAAGAGGCAGCUUCCAUCCUUCAGGAGCUGCAGGUAAAAGCCUUAUAGCUCUUAUAUAUCAUCUAUGUUAUCAGAGUAAGUGUAUUUGUGUUCGUCAUGCCGAAAAGUGUUGUUUGUGAGGUACCAAGGAUGUGUACUUUUUUCUGCUUAGGUGGAGACAUAUGGCUCCAUGGAGAAAAAGGAGAAAGUGGAAUUUAUUUUGGAACAGAUGAGGCUUUGCAUCGCAGUCAAGGAUUACAUCCGCACCCAGAUCAUCAGCAAGAAGAUCAACACCAAAUUCUUCACAGAGGAGGGCACAGAGGUGAGUAAGAGGCUAAAAAAAUAAGCUCAAAUAAGCAGCUCUCGUAUUGCAUCUUUAUCAGUGAAUCUGAGCAGACAAGGGUCAGUGUUAUUGAGUGUAACAUUUCCCCUUUUUAUGAAAUGAACAACGCAGGAGUCAAAGCUCAAAUACUACAACCUGAUGAUUCAAGUGGACCAGCAUGAGGGUUCCUACCUGUCUAUAUGCAAACACUACCGGGCCAUCUAUGACACCCCCUGCAUCUUGGAGGACAGCAGCAAGUGGCAACAGGUACACAGGCUUUUUUUCCACAGAUUGUCAGCCACAAAUCUGGUUUAUGAAAUAAAGAAAACUGAUGUCUUCCCCUUGCCAGUUAUAAAGUGUUAUUGGAAGGAGUUUCCACAUCUCUAAUUACAUUCCCAUUAGUGAUUAAGUACUUAAAAAAAAUCUUGUGAGGCACAGCAGCUCACUGCACUGCGUUUUCAACCUCGUGUAAGACCAAUAAGUGGUUUUUAUUUUGUGUUUUCUGUUUUAUUCUUGUAUAACUCAUUAUUUGACUAGAAAUUCCUAUGAUUUCAAAAGAAUGAUUUCUUUAAAGAAGACUUGGCCAAGAUAUCAAAGCAUCAUUAAAAAGCUUUGAUUCCUAUUGAAGAUGCAUGUCAAAGACGUACAAGGUACAAUAUAAAAUAAUUUUAUUGAAAUCUAGAUGUAAAACGGUUAUUUUUACAUGACCACACUGGGGGUCAGCACAUACCCAGAACCAAAACAAUGACAAAAACCAUAACAGAACUCAUUCUAAAAUUGAUGCUAUGUGAGAUUUUACCUCAUAAACCAUAAAUGUUUGUGUUUCAGGCCCUGAAGAGUGUGGUUCUGUACGUGAUUCUCUCCCCUUACGACAACGAGCAGUCGGACCUUGUACACAGAAUCAGUGCUGACAAGAGACUGGAAGAAAUUCCCAAAUACAAGUAAGACAUAUUCUGCUUUCUUCUAUUUGUGGGCUUCACAUUAGAUACAGAUAACUUUACAGAAUUUUAUUAAAUUUGGACCCAAUUUAGAAUUACAAUCCUAUUUGUUGGCAUUUUAAAGCCAUUAACAACCCCAAGUUUAGAAACAAAUGUUGAUCUUUAAAAGUGAAGACAUUUGAACGAAGAAUCGUCUGUACAACGUAGCUGCAAUUCUUUGUGUUUGCAUACAAAUAUAUGAAGAAGAAAUCAGCUGUUUUUUUACACCCAAGGAAUUCAAGAUGGUGUAGUUUUUUCUGUGUUUGCUGCAAAGGCUAGUGUGAAACAAAAUUUUAAAAUGAAGAAAUGAUAGCGUUAUUGGUUUGAGAGAUAUGGGAAUCACCUGGUUUUAUCCAGUGUUCCAGAUUAACAAUGAGAAGGUGACCCAUGAGAGGAUGUUAGUUUGAGUUCAGCUUAGAUACAACCUACCAUUUUUAAAAGCAGUGAGCCAACUUGGCUGUUUGUGUUCAUUUGAGGCAAAGAUACUUAAAAGUAGUGUCAUACAUGUCGAAUAGUGGACAGCAGCACAGAUGUGCUUGUGGAAAGAAGCCACAAGCUGGAAGCAAACCUUAUGAGGUAGACCACUAUGCCAAUGGUGCCCUAUCAUCUUUCAUCAUCCCCAUCUACACCCCAGAUUACUAUAUACUGACUAGGACUGGGCAUUUUGGCAAAAAAAAAAACAAGCAAUGAAUUCGAUAUACAGUAUAUUGUCAUAUCGUCCGAUCUCAAUUUUUUUUAAGCUGCCCGCUUUAAAGUCUCUGCACUAAAAACUAAAGAAACUAGAGAUUAGUUCAACAUUUUAUUAACAUACAAAGUAGAUAACAAAGCAAGCGUUACGUUCGGCCAUUCUCUUUGCUUCCCCUGUUCACUUCUCUGGCAAAAUCGAGCAGGAAAAGCUUGAUUCUGAUUGGCUGUUGUCACGCACAUUUCCGCUAUGUUUGAUCGAAUAAAUAAGCGCACAGCUGAUCACUGUGAUUGAACUGAAAUUUAUCACGAUCAUAUAAUUGCCUAGUCCUAAUACUGACUUCAUAGAGACACACUCUACUCCUACAAGUAACUACAAAAGAAUUUUGACCACAGUUCUCCUUCCUUUCUUCCCAGGGACCUCCUGAAACAGUUCACCACUAUGGAGCUGAUGCGCUGGGCCUCCCUGGUGGAGGAUUAUGGGAAAGAGCUGAGAGAGGGCUCCCCUGACAGCCCUGCUACAGAUGUCUUCUCUUAUUCAGAAGAGGCGCAGAAAAGGUGGAAGGAUCUGAAGAACAGAGUGGUGGAGCAUGUAAGUCUCAAGUUGUUCUCUUUUUAUAACAAAUCCAGAUAGCUUUAGUGUGGUUUUGUAAAUCCUUGGCUUAAAACAUCUAUUGAAAAAUUUGUAUUCCCAAAGGGUUUGGACUAAGCUAGGAAUUGCAAACUAAAGGGUUAAGCUAUUGUAUUUGUUAUGUGGUUGGACACAAUAGCAAAAAACAGUGCGAAUUAGACCAAAGAGAAUGGAAAGUUAAAAGUAGUGAUAUAAUUCAAAUUGGAGUACGUACGUGGUGUGAGGGUAGGCAGAAGGUCAGGUCAAGAGCAGGUCAUGUUCAGAGAUUUGGCAGAGUUUUCUAAUAUUUUAUAUUUUCUAAUAUUUUUUAGUGACGUUUUUGAUGGGCAGUUAAGAUCCUCAGCUGAUUAAACACUCAUAUAAAAAGCAUUAGGCCUUUAACAUCAGGUACAUAUUAGGGAUGGGUGCUAAAUUUUCAUUCAUGAUUCAUCAUCAGAAAAAUCCUCCACGCUAAAUAUUUGCGAUUUCGUGAUAAAUGCAAUGAAUUCAAUUGAUGACGUAAGUGAGACAUUUAAGGGAUUUCCUAUAACAUUGGGGCUUAGACGAGUGCAGUUAGGUAUGCUUGACAAUGGACAGUGGAUCUGCUGCAGCGGUUCACUUUGUGCAAUAAGAGUUUUGAGUAAAUGUUGAAAGUGUUUUCACAUUUCAGACUUGUUUGAUGCUACUAGUUUUCUCCAUAACCUACCACUUAAACUUGUGGUUGUAUAUCUUAUUUGACUAUACCAACUGGUAAGUGCCAUCCAAGAACAUGUUUUUAAGACAGAAUGAGCCAAACACAUGGAUUGAAAUGAUAUUAUUUGUUAUUAGAACUUUUAUCCUUAUGGCCAAAAUGGCAUAUUGUGAUACAUUUUUUAGCCAAUAUUGCCCAUCCCUAGUACAUAUACAUUUCAAGUCUAGAAAUCAGAUUUCUGGCCACAUGCCAGUGUCACACAAUCUCUGUGUCUUUGUUAACUUGGAGGGAUCUCUGUCAUGCCUGGGCGUCCUUAAUAAGCUGGUAUUUGUGUGUUUUGCUAUGGUUUUUGUCAGUUCUCUGUGGAGGAGUAUGUUCUGAUCCUCAAUCCAACUGAGAAAUAUGUUUUAAUAGAAAAGUGAUUUGCUUGGCAUACCCUCAGAAUUUAAUUUACAUCACAUCAGCAAAACUGUUAAAGCAACAUGUAGAAAUGAAAUGAUGUUAAAGCUCUGCAGAUUCAGCAGCUUAACAGUCAGCCUGUAAUGUGCAAUAAUAACGUACACUCACUCAAACCAGAGUGCUAAUGGAUUGGUUGUUGUGAAUAUUCUUUUCAGCUGUAGGCAUCAGUGUGACCCAAAAGCUCUUAUUCUUUGAACUGUGAAAUAAUGUAUGCAAAUAUACGACUGCAGACAAGUACAUUAAUGAAUUUCUCCCUGUUUCCUCAGAACAUCAGAAUAAUGGCCAAGUAUUACACCAGAAUCACAAUGAAGAGGAUGGCCGGACUCCUUGACCUCUCUGUUGAUGUAAGCAGCUAUUUUAGUAAUUAGCUCAUCAAGACCAAAGCUCACAUUGACGGCACAGAAGAUGCACAUUGUGGGACUAAUAAAGGAAUACCUUACUUAUCUCUUAUCUUACCAAAAAGCUAUGUCCAGAAUUGUUUACAUUUUGAGUUGGACAUGUGUGUAGAUAUAUCAGCACUAGUUAAAAGCAGUGAUUUGGAUAAGUUUUGGUCACUGAUGACUGACAUGCUUCAUUAUAUGCCAGUGAAUAGCUAUUAUUUGACCCUGUAAUAACUUAAUAUAAAAUCUGAUUUGUUUGUGUAACUAUUGCAUGAUGUUUCAUUUAAGAUAUAUCUGAUCAAUAAUUUCAUUUUGAGCAUCUAAAGAAGAUAGACAUAACUGGAAACAGCUUAAAAUGAAUACCAAACUUUGUAAUUAUAUAAAACUACUUAAAAAAAAUUGGGGAAAAAAAAAACAAACAAAAAAACGCUUAUUAAGUCUUGCUAAUUCUUUUACUAGGAAUCCGAGGAGUUUCUCUCAAGUCUAGUGGUGAACAAGACCAUCUACGCCAAGGUCGACAGGCUGGCUGGCAUCAUCAACUUUCAGAGGCCUAAAGACCCCAACGACCUGCUCAACGACUGGUCGCACAAACUCAACUCUCUUAUGUCUCUGGUCAACAAGACCACCCAUCUCAUCGCCAAGGAAGAGAUGAUCCACAAUCUGCAGUGAACCAAUGACACAGGGCUGUAUCUUAUACUGUGGUCCGUAUUUGUUUAUUGGUUUUCCAUCAGUGGGAAUGUUAUCGAAUAUAUAGUAUAUUGAUGGACUGUGACAUCAAAAUAUUUGCAGCACAUAAACAGCCCCCUUACUUCGUUCAUUUUGUACCAUCCAGUUAAACAUUGAUAAUAAAGACAUGAGCACCCUUCCCCUCUGAAUCCCUCUGUCAGAGUCAUGAAAGACUGGAUCACCGAAUAUAUUUGCCUUUUGCUGUUUGUUAGAUUAUAUACAGUCUUUUAUCGCUGUAUGAAAAUGGUUACAACUCUUUAAAUUGUGAACAAUAAAUCAUCACAUUUGGUUAACA